Apis laboriosa (Himalayan honeybee) is the source of this 2132-nucleotide messenger RNA. RefSeq names its product leucine-rich repeat-containing protein 20 (gene Sclp). The record is from RefSeq and is a predicted model, not a curated record. The coding region runs from base 567 to 1199 and encodes 210 amino acids. NCBI's taxonomy places the organism in Eukaryota, Metazoa, Arthropoda, Insecta, Hymenoptera, Apidae. The transcript is spliced from 4 exons. Gene Ontology annotation, molecular function: protein binding.
CCUCAAAUACUCUCAUUGCGAUACUUUUUUCCGCUAUCUUUUGAGAGUCUCUCGAACGCGGAAAAACAGAAAAUCGCGGAAAUCUCGUGGUUUUGUGAAAGAUCGAGGAAAAUAACGAUUUCGUCUGACGACGUGAUCGAUUCGUCGAUGUUCUUGAAGCCAACUUUUUAUCAUUGUUUCCUCGAUAAAACAUAACGAGAACAAUUUGCGACGACGACGCUAAAGAUUCAGAUCUAGAAACGAUAAAUUAUAUAUGCUUAGAGAGUUACCUUGUGCGUUUCAAAUCUUCUCUUGUGUAUGAUCAAAGCUUGCGUCUCGAAACAUGAUAGUUUCUUGAUGUCUGAAGAAGAAGUGAAGAGAAUCGAGGGUGCUAUUGAUAACUUUGAAGAAGAAACUGUAAGAGCGUGUGCUUCUUCAUCACUGUGAAAAAAGUUUGACGGUAAUUGGAAAACUUGAUUGUAAUUGGAAGAGAUUCAGUGAUCGUUCGAAUAGACAGAAUUCAAAAUUCCUUCGUUUAAACUUCACAAAGAUUUUUCACGUUUGACGUAAAUAGUAGAGCAGAAGAGAUGAGACCACCCGCGUACAAUGGAGACGAUAUGGAACAAAUUUCUCAGGAACAAGGAGAGAGAAACGUGGCUAUGGCUGUUUGUGUUCAAUUGGCGGGCCGGGCGAUAAUUAGGGUAGUUUCCCGGUGCGAAGAGGCACAGGACAAUUGUAAUCUAGAUCUAUCAGAAUGCCAGUUGAUGCAAGUACCUGAUGCAGUUUAUCAUUUAAUGAGACAUACAGAAUUAAAAAGAUGUAAUCUAUCUGGAAAUGUAAUAACAAAAAUUCCACCAAAAUUUGCAAUCAAAUUUUCAUUGAUCACUGACUUGAACCUGAGUCAUAAUCAAAUGAGCAAACUACCAGAGGAACUUGCUGAAUUACAAGCAUUAGAAAGGUUGGACAUUUCGCAUAAUACUUUUAUUGCUUUGCCACCCGUUACAUGUCGGAUACCGCAACUUAAGCGGCUCCUUGCCAACAACAAUUCUAUCAUUGACAUAGAUAUCGAAAGACUCAGGCAUGCUCCUGCGUUAGAAUUUAUUGAUCUUCAAGCCAACCCGUUAACAGCAAGGAUGCACGAUUUACUCAGUACUUUGACCCGAAUUAAAAUUGAAUUAACGCCUCGACAAGUCGAAGAAUGGGAAGAUCUUACUAUUUGAAAUGAAUCUAUAGCUCAAAGAAAACAAUAAAAUCUGCCAAAGCAGUUAAUAAUCGUCGAAUAAUCGUCCAAUUUGGACGUAGUUUGCUUCCAUUAUUAUUGACUGAAAUUGUUCGAAAGUUCGCUAACAUAUUGUUAAGCGAAUUAAGAACAAAAGCAAGUAUUUUGUACAGUAAUAAAAUAUCAUACGACUGAGCGAUAACAGGUGUGACGAUAAGCGGCAAAAAUGAUCAGAAAAUAUUCUUUAAUUGAUGAUUUUCAUAAUCUGUACUUAAAGAUAGAUUUGCCGCGUACCUGGAACUUUUUUUAUUGAUCUCGUGGAUAGCGAUCGAUUGUCAUUUCUUUUACUCUCGUUUUGUACCGUGUGGAUUUUUUUAGAUGUUAUUCUGCUGCUCGCUCAUUUGGCCCACGCAAUGCUGUGAUCCAUGUAAGUACAUAUAACAUUGCGAGCUGUCGAUUCGAUCUACUACUAUAUUUUUACUAACUCCAAAUAAGUAUCCUGUAUAUUUAAGAUAUGUUUUAUUAUUUUUUAUGCGUGGACUUGACAUAUUGCGACGUACAUAUUGUAUAAUAAAUCGUACGACUGCCAAUUUAUAGGCGAUCUAAUGCUAACAUCUUCGCCAUAAAUUUUAAUUUUAUAAAAGCAUUAAAGAGAAAGAGAAGAAAAUAAAACAUAUAAAUUCAGUAUACUGUUUAUAAUAUACAAAAAUUCAUGAUUUUUUUUUUCUUUUUUUGCUUAGAUACGUGCAAGAAUUUUACAAGAACAAGAUUGUAUUUAAUUUAUAUAAACAAUAUGUAAAAUGUAUUAAAUUGUAUUAUAUACUAAUUGUAAUGUAGUUCUAUGUAUAUGCACAACAAGUAUCAGAAUGUAUUGCUCUGUAUUUCUGAUCUAGUCAAUUGUCCGCGAAAGUUAUAAUAUACUUUAAGAAAUACA